Salvia hispanica is the source of this 835-nucleotide messenger RNA. Its product is annotated as HVA22-like protein a. Lineage: Eukaryota; Viridiplantae; Streptophyta; Magnoliopsida; Lamiales; Lamiaceae. The record is from RefSeq and is a predicted model, not a curated record.
ACCGACCUCCGACCUCCGACCUCCUCCGUGGCUUGGCUUCCGACAAACACUUGUCCAUCGCCUUUUGUCGCUCUCUCUCCACUCUUUUACUCACUUUUAUAUAUUCUCUCUCUCUCUUCAUCAAUGGGUGGAUCUGGAGGAUCUGGCGCCGCUAGCCUCUUCAAAUUGCUCAUCACUAAUAUAGACAUCCUUGCUGGGCCUGUGGUUACUCUGCUGUAUCCUCUAUAUGCGUCGAUUAGGGCAAUUGAGACGAAAUCGGCUAUUGAUGAUCAGCAAUGGCUAACUUAUUGGGUUCUUUACUCUAUGAUUACUCUCUUUGAGCUCACUUUUGCUAAAGUUAUUGAAUGGUUCCCAUUCUGGUCAUACGCAAAGCUAAUCUUCACCUGCUGGCUGGUGAUUCCCUACUUCAGUGGAGCUGCCUAUGUCUACGAACACUAUGUAAGGCCUUACCUUGUCACUCGGCAGAAGUCAGUUAACAUCUGGUACGUUCCAAGAAAGAAAGACGUCUUCAGCAAGCCCGACGACAUCCUCACUGCAGCAGAGAAGUACAUCAGUGAAAACGGAUCCGAUGCGUUUGAAAAGAUGAUGCAGAAGGCUAGGGAAACCACUCCAAGGACUAAUAACUACGCUUUCCAUAGCGAAAGCUACGAAGAUGAUUACAGGUACUGAGAUGGCCGGGGUUGGUAGUUUCGUCGUCUUGUUUUCCCGAGAAGAGGAGGAGAUGGAUAUUUUGUUAUGGCUUGUGAAAUACUACUAUUAUCUGUAAUAUCCUGACUGUAUGUUACUCUUCUAAUGUAGCUACUUAGUUGUUGAUAAUUGAGAAGGCUCUGUUUUA